AUGUUCAACAUACCACGGCGCGUCCGCAAGCGCCUUGUUCAGACCGCGAUCCUCGGCCUCGUCUUCCUCAGCGUGUCGUACAUCAUCCUACCGCCCGACUCGUCCAUCCGGCUGGCGCUGCGCUGGAACGCCGCGCGCGCCUCCGCCGCUGUGCGUUCGGCGACGACCGCCGCCGAGGACCGGGACGCUUGGCUGCGGCGGGAGCCGGCGCGCUACCCGUUUGACAUGCGCGCGGACGUCGGGUGCCUGAUCAAGACGGGCUACGGGACGAGACACCGGGUGCCGCUGCAACUCGCGGCGAUGGGCGGCAGCGUGUUGGGCGAGGAAGGCAGAGACUUCGUGGUGGUGGGCGACUGGACGACGGUGGACGAGGCCGAUGCAAAGAAGAUUGGCGUGCCGGUGCAUGACGUGCUCAAGACGGUGAGGGAGUAUGGCGACGGGGAUUGGAGGGCGCAUCAUAGGUUUAAGAAAUACCAGACGCUGCAGAGCGCCAUAGUGGCGGGCGACGAGGAGACGGCACUGGGUAUAGGACGGAGCGUUGGCUGGGAGCUCGACGCGCUCAAGUUUGCGCCCGGCAUGGAGCUCCUGUAUAAGACAAUGCCCAACAAAAAGUGGUACCUCAUCCUAGACGACGACACGUUCGUCGUCAAGUCGUCGCUGAAACUCUUACUGUCGCACCUGAAUCCCGAGAACGCGCACUACCUGGGCAACGCGGUGGGUGACUUCCGAGGGCGCUUCGCGCACGGGGGCUCGGCCAUUGUCUUGUCGGGCGAGGCAAUGCGGCGGCUGUUCCGGCGGCCCGACGUGGUGCGGGCGGCGUACGCCGAGUCGCUGGACGAGACGUGGGGGGACAAGCUGGUGGCGACGACGCUGCUCAAGCUGGGCGUGUACCUAGAAGAGCGGUACGCGCACCACUUCAACGGCGAGGCCCCCGAGGAGACGCGCAUCACGCAAGACCGAUACUGCGCGCCGAUCGUGUCGUUUCACGGGCUGCGCACGGCGACGGCGACGGAGCGGGUGAGCCGUUUGGUGGGGACGGCGACGGAGCCUGUACGCUGGGGCGACCUGGUGGAGUUAUUUCGAUCAACAGCGCAAGGUCAGGACCAUGUAGGUCCGGACACGGAUAAGAAAGAGGUCAAGACAUGGGGCGUGGUCAAGAAGGCAAGCGACUGCCGGCGCAAGUGCGAGGUCGAGAAUGGCAAGUGGUGUCUGGCAUGGACGUGGGAUGAGCGCGGGGAAGCCUGCCAGGAUGAUGAUGAGGAGAAGAAGAAGAAGAAGAAGAAGAAGAAGCUGUAA
Molecule: messenger RNA, 1296 nt
Organism: Cordyceps fumosorosea ARSEF 2679
Lineage: Eukaryota; Fungi; Ascomycota; Sordariomycetes; Hypocreales; Cordycipitaceae
Product: Fringe-like protein
Exons: 3
Coding region: 1-1296 (431 amino acids)
Cellular component (GO): membrane
Molecular function (GO): glycosyltransferase activity
Source: RefSeq, a predicted model, not a curated record